AUGUCAAUGUUGAAGGAAUUACUAUCACUGUCUUUAGGCAGUAUUUUGCCUCUUGGAGCUGCUCUCUGUGUUGUUUUUAGCUUGGUCUCGUGGCUCAUUGAUCCGCUACGCAGCGUUCCAGGACCGCCUCUUGCACGAUUCACACGUCUGUGGUAUCUCUAUAAAAUAUACCAAGGCGAUUUUGAGAGGACGAAUGUCGACCUCCAUAAGAAGUAUGGGCCAGUUGUGCGGAUUGCGCCGAAUGAGUAUUCCAUCGACGACGUUGAAGCCGCGAAAAUAAUCUACGGGCAUGGAAAUGCGUUUGUCAAGGCUCCAUGGUACUGGGCAUGGAUGCCGCCAGAUCCCGACAAGGCGUCCCUCUUUGCCGACCUUAACCCUCAUCGCCAUGGCGUACAACGCCGCAAGUUUGCUUCCGCAUACUCAAUGAGCUCUCUUGUGGGCUACGAGCCGUUUGUUGAUAACUGUAGCUGUCUGUUCGUUUUGCGCUUCCAUGAGAUAGCUCAGACCGGCCGGAAAGUGAACUUUGGGCUUUGGUUCCAAUGCUACGCGUUCGAUGUUAUUGGCGAGAUAACAUUUGGAAAGCGCUUUGGAUUCCUCGACAUGGGCGUUGAUAAGGAAGGAGUCUUCGGAGCCAUUGACUCGCGAGGUUCAUACAGCACAUACGUUGGCAUAUUCCCAAAGCUCCACAAUAUCCUCUUCCCUCUUCUUCCAUCUACUGGGGGCCACGGAUAUGUCGCAGGUUAUACCAAAUCUCAGAUCGCGUCACGAGAGGCGUUGCUCAAAGACCCCAAAAGUCAAGACCGUGAUGGCCCACCCGAUUUUGUGUCUAAGUUUCUGGCUCUUCGUGCUGAAGAUCCAGAGAAAAUGACACCAAGUGACUUAUUUACCAUCUGCCAGAGCAACAUUGGGGCAGGUAGCGACACGACCGCCAUCACGCUCUCCUCGGUCCUCUAUCAUCUCCUUAAGCACCCUGCUACGUACAAGCGCCUCCAAAACGAAAUCGACGCUGGCAUAGCCGCAGGUGCUAUCUCUGACCCAAUCACUUUCAAAGAAGCUACCCAACUUCCCUUCCUCCAAGCUGUUAUCAAAGAAGGCCUCCGCCUACACUCAGCCACCGGAUUACCUCUCUCACGUGUGGUACCUCCCUGUGGUGCCACGCUUGCCGGGCAGAAAUUCCCCGCUGGCUGCACGGUCGGCAUCAACGCCUGGGUGGCACAUCGUAACACUUCCGUGUACGGGGCUGAUGCAGACACCUGGCGGCCAGAGCGCUGGUUAGAGAUUAAGGAGCAUAACAAUGGGGCAAAUGUUGAGCGUUAUUUCUUUGCGUUUGGGAUGGGUAGUCGGACAUGUAUUGGAAAGAAUUUGAGCUUGCUAGAGGUGAGCAAACUUAUUCCGGAGGUAGUGAGGAGGUUUGAAUUUGUUCUCGAUGAUGAGACUACGGUCUUCAAUUUUGCGGAGAUGUCAAUCACAAAUAAUAUCAGGGAUCUGUUGACAAUCACAGAGGACAGAGAGAACAACCUAGUAUUCGAAAAGAAUGUUUCCGUGCCUCUAAAAGAUUCUCCUCUACCCGUACGCUGCAAUGUGUAUCGGCCGUUAUCCCAAUCAGCAGACGAGAAGUUUCCAGUUUUGGUGACCUAUGGGCCGUACGGGAAAGACAUCCAUUAUGACAAUUUCUUUGCCAAGUCAUUCUCGGAAGUGAAUCCUGAGCAUAAGAGCAAGUACAGCGCGUGGGAGACACCCGACCCGGUGUUCUGGACUUCAAAGGGCUAUGUCGUAGUUCGAUGUGAUGAGCGGGGACUAGGACAAAGUCCAGGCUUGCUGGACACAAUGUCAAGAAGCACGAGCGAGUGUUUUUUCGAUGUUGUCGAAUGGGCAUCGGAGCAGCCUUGGUCAUCAGGUAAGGUGGGCUUGCUAGGAAUAAGUUACUAUGCAGGCAGUCAGUGGCGAGUAGCGGCACGCAGGCCCAAGGGCCUCGCUGCAAUAGUGCCAUGGGAAGGCAUGACAGACUACUAUCGUGAUCGGUGUCGACAUGGCGGUAUAUUAUCAAACGACUUCAUCAAAUUUUGGUGGAAUCGACAAGUUGUUACGAAUCAGUACGGAAAGCCUGGCCGCGCCGCAUCCAAAUGGGGCGAGGACACAGCUGAAGGUGAUUUGCCUGAGGAUGUAUUGAUGCAGAAUCGAAAUGAUCAGAACAUCGACAACGAGAAAAAUAAAUUUCUAGACGACACUUACUAUGCAUCCAAGGAAUUUAACCUUGGGGAUAUCGAGGUUCCUGUUUUGUCCGUGGCUAACUGGGGAGGGAUAUUGUUACAUUUGAGAGGUAACAUCAACGGGUACAAGUGGGCAGGGUCCAAGCUAAAGUAUCUUCGCUUUAUUACCGGUCGCCACGAUCUGCCGUUCUACUGCAAGGAGGAAGUUGAGGUUCAAAGAUCCUUCCUUGAUGCCUUUCUUAAAGGUGACGAUAGAGUUGGAUGGUCUACUCCAGGCAAAGUCGCACCCGUAAGCAUCAUCUUACGCAAAGGUAAUGUGGGAUUCAAUAACGCAGAGUCAGAAAAAGUGUACGAAAGGCGAGAAGAGCCAGAAUGGCCAUUGGAGGGAACACAGUAUACCAAGUUCUAUCUGACACCCGAGAACACCCUUUCUACUACUGUCCCAUUUGUUGGUUCUUCAACCAUCUCAUACGAAGCCCUUGGAAAUCUUUCAAGUCCACAGCUAGUCCAAUUCAUCAGUGCUCCAUUUGAGGCCGACACUGAGAUUACAGGGCAUAUAACUGCCCAUUUAAAUGUUUCCUUAACUCCGGACUCCACUGCUACCGCCUCACAGAAGGACAUCGACCUUUUUGUGACCAUACGCUACAUCGACCCGUCCGGCAAAGAGGUCCACUACACUGGCACUGCUGGUGAUCCUAUCCCUCUCGCCAAAGGCUGGCUCCGUGUCUCACUGCGGAAGGUUGCCACGGAUCACCCACGCCACAGCGAGUACCAGCCGUACCGCGAGUACCGCUCAAUCGAUGUCCAGGAGGUCAAACCUAAUGCUAUCUACGCGGUCGAUGUCGAGGUCUGGCCGACAAACGUGAUCGCUGAAAAGGGGGGUAGAAUAGUAUUUGAAAUUUCCUCUGGAGACACUCAGGGGAGUGGCAUUUUUACGCACACAAAUGUGAAAGACAGAUCCAAGAAUAUUUUUUCCGGGACGAACAAUCUCCAUUUUGGAGAAGGCAUAGACAACUACGUCACACUUCCAAUUAUACCUAAAAGAUAG
Messenger RNA from Pseudogymnoascus verrucosus, 3258 nucleotides. RefSeq lists its product as uncharacterized. Lineage: Eukaryota; Fungi; Ascomycota; Leotiomycetes; Thelebolales; Thelebolaceae. Bases 1 to 3258 code for a protein of 1085 amino acids. Gene Ontology annotation, molecular function: heme binding; iron ion binding; dipeptidyl-peptidase activity. The record is from RefSeq and is a predicted model, not a curated record. The transcript has 7 exons.